CCCGCCCGACUCCGCCCAUAUUUUCCAAGAAUCUUCUCUUCCGUCUUCCCUGAGACCCUUCUUCCAUAGCAGACUCUCUCAGAGCGAUCCCCUCUCGUAAUUCAUAGCGUCAGUCUCCAUUCUUCAAGACUCAACCUCUCGCCGUUCAUUUCCGGCGUCAAUCUCCAUUCUUCAAGACUCUUCAAGCUCUCGCAAUUCAUCUCCCUUUUCUUGUCAGCUUGUGCAACACGUACCUUCCCUCUGUCUAAAUCCGCUUCAAUCUUUAUCCCCCAAUCCGCUUCAUCUCCCAGUUGAAGGGCGAUAGAGAUGGAGAAUGGAGGGGGAAGUCUAGAGGAUAAAUUCGCCCGCCUGUGCAUGCAGGAUUCAGGCAACACCAGUGGGAUCAAGAACGAUGGGUUAUUCCAGGUCAUAAAAGCUGUAGAAGCAGCUGAAACCACUAUCAAGCAACAGGUGGAAGAGAAUAAUCAAUUAAGAUUUGAACUUCAAAAAAAGAUUCUGGAGCUUGAAACAUAUAAAUCAGGUGGGCUGAUAAGUGAGAAUUGUCAUUUACCUGAACAGUUGGCUGGAUAUCAUCACCAGCUGCAUGGAACAUUUUCACAUUUUGAAAAUCAAACUGGUUUGCCCAAUAAUACUCCUAGACGUACUUUGUCUGAUAAUCUUGUCCAAAAUGAUGUAUGCUCUACUCUACAAGAACAUGGAGAAAGCAGCAGAGAUCCUGACAAUGCCAAUGGCAUACUUAGAGUGGUUUCUAGUGGUCAGAAUCCUCCAGAUCCUGCUGUAUCAUCAUUUUUUCCCAGCAGGUAUCAAAAAGAAGGGGAACAAGAUAGGUGGCUUAAUGCACCUGGACAUGGUCUGAUGCCAAUAUCUGAAUUAAAUAAUCCAAACAGUGUGAAGCAGAUCCUGGAUCAAGAACAAGAGAUUUUACAACUUAGGAAUCAUCUUGGAGAAUAUUCAAUCAAAGAAGCACAAAUACGCAAUGAGAAGUAUGUUCUGGAAAAGCGUAUUGCUUAUAUGCGUAUGGCCUUUGACCAGCAGCAACAGGAUCUGGUUGAUGCUGCAUCUAAAGCAAUAUCUUAUAGACAAGAUAUCAUUGAAGAAAAUAUACGCCUUGCAUAUGCAUUGCAGGCUGCACAACAAGAAAAAUCAACAUUUGUAUCAUCUCUACUACCACUACUUGAAGAGUAUUCUCUUCAGCCUCUCGAAGCCGAUGCUCAAUCAAUUGUUAGUAACAUCAAGAUUUUGUUCAGACAUUUGCAGGAAAGGCUUUUGAGUACAGAGGCGAAGCUAAAGGAGUCUCAGUAUCAAGUGGCUCCUUGGUCAUCUGACGUCAACUCCAAUUUUGAAAUGUCACCUGCUGACUAUGCUGUGAUUAAAGAUGAGCUAGACCUGGUACCAGGAGUGAUUAGCUCUUCAGACCCUCGGACAGGAAGAGUUUGGGAUCCAUUGGUUCGUCCUCACUUUGAUAUUACAGGUGAUGCUACAAAAGGCAUGGGCGGAAAUGAUUUUGGCAGUUCUCCUUCUGCAAGCAGGGAGACUGUUCUUGUCGGUGCAUCUACUCAGUUUUCAAUCACCCGGGACCAAAAUAUUUCAAAGUUAAAAAAUGAAGAAAUACCAACUAAACAAGUGACAUUUAGUGAAAUUAGCAACAGUAGUGCAACAGAUGAUCCUGACAAUGAGAGAACUAACAAUGAUAGAGAACCUUCAGUUAGUUGGGUUUCUAAAAGUUCUCCUUAUGUAACUUCACAAGAGGAUCCAAUGUCCACAUACUCGUCAUAUUUACCUCCUGUUAUGGAGGAACCUACUACAUCUUACUCAGAAGCUGCAGAUGAUGAUCCUUUACCUGCAAUAGAAGGGCUCCAAAUUUCAGGUGAAGCAUAUCCAGGGCGAGAACUCCAAGCAUCCGGAUACUCUAUCAAUGGAACAACCAGCUGCAUUUUUGAGUGGAUUCGGCAUAUGGAAGAUGGAUCUUAUAUCUACAUAGAUGGGGCCCAGCAACCUGUGUAUCUUGUUACUGCUGAUGAUGUUGACACUUACCUAGCCAUUGAAGUUCGGCCACUGGAUGAUAGGAAGCGAAAGGGUGAAGCGGUAAAGGUUUUUGCAAAUGAGCACAAGAAAAUAACUUGUGAUUCUGAUAUGCAAAAUUUCAUAGAGAGAACACUUAGCAGUGGUCAUGCUUCAUUUAAUGUAUCCUUGUGGACAGGAUAUCUUGACAUAUGGGAGCCAGCUAUUUUGGCUAUAAAGAGGGAUGGUUUCAGUAUCAAGUGUUCUGGAACUAAUAGUGUUGUGGUGGUUGACAAAUUUUCGCCAUCUAUAACUGUUUCUAUUCCAUUUGCAUGUCCUGGGGAUUUUUCAGUAACCGAUAGUCGAGGGGAUCAACAUCUAUUGAGGGUAACAAAUAUCAGCUAUUCCAGGGACGCCAUUGUUCUCAUCAUGAAAUAUUUAAUUUUAAAGGCUGGUGAGAAAAAAAGGAAGAGACGGAAAAGGAGCUUGUUUUUCAACAAGGAAGACAAGAAAAGAUGAUGAUUGUUGAGGCGGGAGUACUUCCACAUGUGUAGUUUGAGGGGGACAUAGAGAGAAAAUCUCUUCGCCAUAGUUUCUUCAUGGUUGCGACUAUUGCGCGAAAGACAUGACAGAUUCUUUUUCAUUUUGUUUGGAGUAAUGUGAACAGAAAUGCACGCAUUCUGCUGUAGUUAUUAUAGGCAUUUGUAUCAUGUGUUGGUAAAAAAAAGUAGAUGGAUGGGGAAAGUGAGGAAGAGUGCUUAGAGAGUGUAAAUUUUUUUUACUGUUCUUGCACUGUAACUGUACAGAAGUGAUUUUCAAAUGUGAUUUGCUGAUAUGUUUGUGUACUUGAUUUCACCAUACUUGCAAAUUUUAUCAACGGUGUGUUUGCUGAUGGGUAAUGCAAGGGGUACAUUAAAAUAGUGUCUCAUUU
This is a messenger RNA of Cuscuta campestris, 2932 nucleotides long. Lineage: Eukaryota; Viridiplantae; Streptophyta; Magnoliopsida; Solanales; Convolvulaceae. The record is from the annotation of a GenBank genome assembly.